Olea europaea var. sylvestris is the source of this 736-nucleotide messenger RNA. RefSeq names its product auxin-induced protein 10A5-like. The coding region runs from base 35 to 472 and encodes 145 amino acids. Gene Ontology annotation, biological process: response to auxin. The transcript has a single exon. The record is from RefSeq and is a predicted model, not a curated record. NCBI's taxonomy places the organism in Eukaryota, Viridiplantae, Streptophyta, Magnoliopsida, Lamiales, Oleaceae.
GAGAAAAGAAAAAUAUAAAUUCAAGAAAAAAGAAAUGGCAAAGUCUAGAGCAAAUGGCAAGAAAAAGAAUGGAAUUGUAAAGCUUAAGAUAGCAGUAGAAAAGCUACAAAAAGGUCUAUUCUCAAUCAAGAAGUCUCCCUCGGAACAAGUCGAUAGUUACGAAGAAAACGCUGCGUCUUUAAACGUGCCAGCCGAUGUUAAGGAAGGACAUUUUGCAGUGAUUGCAGUGGAUGAUAAUGAACUCAAAAGAUUCAUAAUUCCACUUAGUUUCUUAACACAUCCAUCAUUCUUGAGACUUUUAGAACAAGCUGCUGAAGAAUAUGGCUUUGAUCAUCAGGGUGCAUUGACAAUUCCUUGCAGACCAAGCAAGCUUGAGCAAAUAUUGGCUGAGCAAUGGGUGGAGGAAAGGGUUUCUAGGGUUGGUACUGUUGAUUGGGGUUCAUGUAGCAAGAUUAUGGUGAAAAGCUUCUAAAAGUAGCACCAAGUUGUUCCCUGGUAAUUAAAUUCACGACAUAAAAAAUGUCCCGUCCCUAGAGAGAUUCUUUGUUCAAUUCUCUUAAUUAUUAUAUAAGCAUUUUGUUUAAUGAUUUUUAGUUUUGUUGUUUGAGUUGAAGAUGAUGAAACUUAUGUCAUUAGGGUUUUCCUCCUCUCGAGGAAAUGGGGAUGUAAUGUAUGCAUUAAAUUACAAUUAAUCAAGUGGUUCAAUAUCAUCUAAAUUGGUGACAAUAAUCAUUAA